This is a messenger RNA of Aspergillus niger, 2343 nucleotides long. RefSeq lists its product as uncharacterized. NCBI's taxonomy places the organism in Eukaryota, Fungi, Ascomycota, Eurotiomycetes, Eurotiales, Aspergillaceae. Bases 1 to 2343 code for a protein of 780 amino acids. The record is from RefSeq and is a predicted model, not a curated record. The transcript has 5 exons.
AUGGCUCCGAGAAUGAGUUUGGGCACUCACGCCCUGCUCGUUCUGGGUCUGCUGCUUGUUCUUCUUCCCACCCAGACCUGGGCUUUUGGAGCUGGAAACAUCGCUUCGAUCUCGGCUGUUGAAGGCAAGAACUGGCGUCAUGGAGAUAUCGAGGAUAUGCUCAAAACCAUCGCUUUCAUCAAGGGCCAUAAGUGGACCUCCAUGAUGGUCAAGCGCGUGUACUUUGGUAACUGGUUGCGCGAUUACUCACAAGCUAUGGACGUCGGUACACUGAAGAGUCUCCCGGCUGAGACUAUUCGGAUCCUGGUCUGGAUUCUGUCUUUCAUGACGUUUGGCUAUGCGACGGCUGAAUUUGAAGUCACUUCAGAGAGGCUGGGUGUUUAUCGUCCUGAGGAGCAUAUUGAUAACCCUAAGGAUUACGCCGAUAAUCAGGAUGCUCGCGAGUUCGACCAACGACUGCGAGGCCCUGUCCGCCAGGUCGAGCUGGAUAUCGACCCCGAGACCGGAAUGAAGAACUACAUUGCGAACGAGGAGGGCGGAUGGGCCACCAGCUCUGCUUACAUCAAGUAUAGCUUGGCUCGCAGCAUUCAUUACGGACGCACAUAUACCCAUGGAAGCAAGAAAGGAAACGAGGAAGAUCUCUGCGAAGCGCUUCGGUGUCUGGGCCAGGGUCUCCAUACGUUGGAAGAUUUCGCAGCGCAUACAAAUUAUAUUGAACUUGCGCUUCGUGAGAUGGGUUUCCGCAAUGUCUUCCCUCACACUGGUGUGAACACUCAGAUGAAUGUCCGUGGUCACCAUGUGUUUCCGCUUGUGACUGGAACGUUCGGUAUGGUUGACUUUUUCCACUCUGUGCUGGGAGAAGCCAACGAUCACUUUACUCAGUCGGAAGUCAACGAGAUGGACAUUGCUCUCGGAGAUGCGGAGGCAAACUCCUCUGGCGGGUCCCUUGGUGCUUUCACUGGUCUUCUGGGAAAUAUCCCCGGUACAAAGGAUCUGGUGGAGGAGGCGGAGGAGCUUAAGCGUCGCUCCGAAGCUCAGGAGUCUGCGAACCGGGCUAACGAAAAUGAAAGACCUGGAGAAGAUUCCCAGUCCGGAUCGGCUCUACAGGACUUCGAUCCCAGCAAGACCAUUGCCCAGAUCUAUCCCAUCCUCGAGUUCAGAGACAAAGUUGUCCGCAAGCUUGCGUCGAUCAUCGAGAAGAUUCCUGGUUUGGAGGCAAUCGUUGAGAAGAUCACUGAGACAUUGACCGUCUUCGUCAUGUCUCUACUGGCACCGUUUAUCCGCCCCCUCAUCAACGCCGCUUCCAAGUCUUUGCAAGCUGGAUCUUCCGGAGUGAUUGAUGCCUCCGGAAAGCACCAGUAUGAGCCUUGGACUGACCCCAAUUGCACGGAUCCUACCCAUUCGCUACUCUCCAAGGACCACUUCUCCAACAUUCUCAAUGAGCCAGCUGGUCAGGUAGCCUCCGCUAUCCUGAAGUACGUUGCGCCUCGGGUUCUGUACGCUUGGCAGAACCUGGACGUCUCCGAUGACCAGGUAUUGGAAGAUUGCUUGAAGGUGUUCCACCACCCAGCGCUGCGCAACAUGAACAACGAAGCCCAUCGCACAAUGUUCAAAGCCGUGCAAGCCUGGGUUGACUCCAGACCGGACCGUGGCGCCGACCUGAACGAUGUUCUCAGCGCUGAGGGAGUAAGACAGGGAAAGAACAGCACCGGUGAGGAGGGUCAUUCACACUCACAUGGUGGGGGUUUUGGCGCUGCAGGACAUAGCCACGGAUCCCAGCAGCAGCGUCCGCCUCAGCAGCAGCAGCAGCAGCAGCAGCAACAGCAAGGCUCUUCUCCUCUCCCCUGGGAUAAGCUGUCCAGCCUUCCCAUUCCGGGGAUCUCGAACCUCAACAAGUUGAACAGCGCCUUCUCCAAUCUGAUGGUUGGUGGUGGCACGAGAGGCGAGACCGAAGAAGCAGAGAACCCAGCUCGGUAUGAGUCUCGUGAGGAGUCUCAAUAUACUACGCAUCACCAGUCCUCGCAUCAGGAGUACAGCAGCUACCAGCACCAAUACCAGAGCCAGAGUCAGUACUAUCACAGCCAGGAGCAAUCAUAUCAACCACCCCCUCCCCCUCCCUCUGACUUUGGCAACUACGGCGGCUAUGAUGAAUACAAUGGAAGUCAGCGAAGGCACCAUGGAGAACAACAUCACAGUCACCACCAUCAUCAUUAUCCAUCACCUGGUCGCACACCUCCUCCUCCGGGCCCGCCUGGAGGUUACGAGGAGCAGUCUUACAGUUCUUAUUCGAGUUAUGGACGCGGGAACGGACAUAGUCAGGACUAUUAUGGAGGGAACUAUUGA